This is a messenger RNA of Ipomoea triloba (trilobed morning glory), 1016 nucleotides long. RefSeq lists its product as uncharacterized. The transcript has a single exon. Gene Ontology annotation, molecular function: calcium ion binding. Bases 284 to 703 code for a protein of 139 amino acids. The record is from RefSeq and is a predicted model, not a curated record. NCBI's taxonomy places the organism in Eukaryota, Viridiplantae, Streptophyta, Magnoliopsida, Solanales, Convolvulaceae.
AACAGAACACGUCGCCUGAGAGAUUCGAACUCUCGCGGGGAAACCCCAUGUACUUAGCAGGCACACGCCUUAACCACUCGGCCAAAGCGACAUUAUUGUCACGAUCUCUGCUCUAAAUCUACAGAAUCAAAGCGUAGCAGAAAACGUGCGUAAUUAUCGUAAAUCUGAAGCCAUUUCUCGCAUAAAUUCCAUUCUCUUUUCAUCUCUCAGAUCUUCAAAUACUGUUCUGGCGGCGAAGAAACAGUGAAAAAAAUAAUAAUAAAAAAAUCAAGCACAGAGAGAGAUGGGAGUGGUGAUUAUCGACGGGUCAACGGUGCGAAACUUCGUGAACGAUGACGAGGUCUUCAACAAGGCCGUCGACGAGAGGUUCACGACGCUGGACCUCAACGACGACGGCGUCCUGUCGCGGUCGGAGCUGCGGAAGGCGUUCGAGUCGUUCCGCCUCAACGAGACUCACUUCGGCGUCGACGCCGCCACUCCGCCGGAGGAUCUGCCCAAGCUCUACGACUCCAUAUUCGAGAAGUUCGAUCUAGAUCAGAGCGGCAGCAUCGACCGCGACGAGUUCAAGAGCGAGAUGAAGAAGAUCAUGCUCGCCAUCGCCGAUGGACUCGGAUCGUCGCCGAUCCAGAUGGUGCUUGAAGAGAGCGAUAAUAACCUCCUCAAACAAGCCGCCGACCGAGAAGCCGCUCAGAUCAACGGCUGAACAUCGAUUCCAAUCUGAAACCGUCAAAUAAAUUCGAUCCUGUCGUUUAUUCGGCCAAUUUACUUCUGGUAAUAUCGUGUUUAAUAAGUUUUGGAUAUCCAUUACUGCAGCUAAGAGUUAUGGUGCAAGUUUGAUUACAGAAACUUGCAUUCGUGGUAUGUUUUUAGGAUCAAUAUUGUUGGAUUUGUUGGUAUGAAAUUAUUUCAACCAACCAUAGUUCAAUGAAUGUCAAUAAGAAGAGAUAACGAGUAUGAUAUGAAUGGUGAAAUUAUGUGUGUGAUAAUAUGAAAAAUGUUCAUUCAUAUCUUAGAAA